AUUCAAAGCCAUCAUCGAACCGAGAGAAGAAGUAGAACACUGACCCUCACCGUCACGUUUCAGCCACCAAACCCCACAAACACAGUAUUCCCAACUUCUUAUUAUUAUUUAUACGCUAAACAAAACACAACAACACCACCAACAUCAUUUGACCAAAUACAUUGCUGUUUACAAUUUUCAAUUCAUUCUAAGUGUUUUGGUUUGGCAUAAAUAAACCUUUCGAGAUCUCAGAGGGGCAGAAGAUCAAAGCUAAGACACACUCAUAUAUAAAGAGUGUCUCUGAUUUUAUCUUUGUUUCUUUUUCCCUCGAGAUUUUUUAGCACCCCACCAAGGUUUUGUCAGACAAGUUUUAAUUUUUCGCUUACCCUUUACAAUGAUUUCUUCGUUGAGACAACCUGUUAUAGGGAUCACUGGCUCUGAUCUUGUUUUGAGGCAAAGACAUGCCACCCCAAUUAAGGCAAGGGCGUUUUUACCUUCUCUGUCAAGAGAAAAGACUCAAAGAUCUCUGGUUUCAGUGCAAAAGCCACUGCACAUUGUUUCUCUUGGUGUUGGGAAUUUUGUGCCAGUGAAGGAUGAUGAAAGGGGUGAUUUGGUGAAGUGUGGAGCCUAUGAGGCUGACAGAUCAGAGGUUGAGGCUGCAAGCACACCAUCAGAGGCUGCAAAGAAGGUGAAAAUUGGGAUAUAUUUUGCAACCUGGUGGGCUCUGAAUGUGGUGUUCAAUAUUUAUAACAAGAAGGUUUUGAAUGCCUACCCUUACCCUUGGCUGACUUCAACUCUCUCACUUGCCUGUGGCUCUCUCAUGAUGUUGAUCUCUUGGGCCACUAGGAUUGCAGAAGCACCCAAGACGGAUCUUGAGUUUUGGAAGUCUUUGUUCCCUGUUGCUGUUGCACAUACAAUAGGACAUGUAGCGGCAACUGUUAGUAUGUCUAAAGUUGCAGUAUCAUUUACACAUAUUAUCAAGAGUGGUGAGCCUGCUUUCAGUGUCCUGGUUUCAAGAUUUAUUUUGGGUGAGACCUUCCCUGUGCCAGUCUAUCUGUCUUUACUUCCAAUCAUUGGUGGAUGUGCACUUGCUGCUGUGACCGAGCUCAAUUUCAAUAUGACUGGUUUUAUGGGGGCUAUGAUAUCAAAUUUGGCAUUUGUAUUCCGUAAUAUAUUUUCAAAAAAGGGCAUGAAGGGAAAGUCUGUCAGUGGAAUGAAUUACUAUGCUUGUUUAUCUAUUUUGUCCCUUGCAAUUCUCACGCCCUUCGCAAUUGCCGUGGAAGGACCACAGCUGUGGGCUGCUGGAUAUCAAACAGCCAUCUCUCAAAUUGGACCCCAAUUCAUAUGGUGGGUAGCAGCUCAAAGUGUAUUCUAUCAUCUGUACAAUCAGGUGUCAUACAUGUCUCUGGAUGAGAUCUCUCCCUUGACAUUUAGCAUUGGAAACACCAUGAAACGUAUAUCUGUCAUAGUGUCUUCCAUUAUUAUCUUCCACACACCGGUUCAACCCAUCAACGCUCUUGGUGCUGCCAUUGCUAUCCUCGGAACCUUCUUAUACUCACAGGCAAAACAAUAGAGUUAGGGAACUAAGAUUCCUCUAGGCACUUGUUUGUUAAUGUUCUUCAUGCUCAACAAGGGACAAGGAAGUUGUUGAUUUUGAAAUAUGUCACUGCUGGAUUUUUGUAAGACUAGGAUUAUCUGGCUGCUGGUCCAUCUGUAGAUAUAAUAAUAAGAAUAAUGUUGCUGAGGAAACAUUAUCAAAAUACAGAUGAUUAGGUAGAUUUUUUUCCUGUUUUUUUUUUCUCUCUCUGAUUUCUUAAGUGGCAGUGAGUUGAAAUAAAUAUUUUUUGUUUAUAUGGUCUGAGAAUAAUUUCUCAAAACAUUGUUUACUACAAGGAGCUUGGAAUAAUGUGAUGCAUAUGAUCAAGUUGAUGCUCA
Molecule: messenger RNA, 1914 nt
Organism: Cajanus cajan (pigeon pea)
Lineage: Eukaryota; Viridiplantae; Streptophyta; Magnoliopsida; Fabales; Fabaceae
Product: glucose-6-phosphate/phosphate translocator 2, chloroplastic
Biological process (GO): transmembrane transport
Cellular component (GO): membrane
Molecular function (GO): transmembrane transporter activity
Source: RefSeq, a predicted model, not a curated record